This is a messenger RNA of Acanthochromis polyacanthus (spiny chromis), 2208 nucleotides long. RefSeq names its product high-affinity choline transporter 1-like. Gene Ontology annotation, molecular function: choline:sodium symporter activity. Gene Ontology annotation, cellular component: plasma membrane. Gene Ontology annotation, biological process: transmembrane transport; choline transport; acetylcholine biosynthetic process. NCBI's taxonomy places the organism in Eukaryota, Metazoa, Chordata, Actinopteri, Pomacentridae. The record is from RefSeq and is a predicted model, not a curated record.
CAUACUCUUUGUAUUUGUUGCAGUCAGUCCAUCUGCCUGUCAGUAUGCUCUAAAGCAGUUCAGCACCAUGGCUCUGAAUAUCCCUGGUGUGGUUGCAGUAGUGCUGUUCUACAUCCUGAUCCUGGGGACUGGAAUUUGGGCCGCCCGAAAGUCCAGGAGGGCUGAGAGGAAAAGCCAAGGGGACAGGACUGAAGUGGUGCUUCUUGGAGACAGAAAUAUCAGCUUGGUGGUUGGAGUUUUCACCAUGACUGCUACGUGGGUCGGAGGAGGUUUUAUUCUAGGAGUGGCUGAGGCGGUGUACACUCCCAACAUGGGCUUAGUAUGGGCUCUGAUGCCUUUACAAUACUCAAUGUCCUUCAUAAUAGGUGGUCUUUUCUUUGCCAAGCCAAUGAGGGACAAAAGAUAUGUGACCAUGAUGGACCCAUUCCAGAUAAAGUAUGGGAAAUUACUGAGUGGAGUCCUUGUGCUGCCGUGUCUGCUGUCAGAUGUACUGUGGGUGUCCUGCACCCUGCUUGGAUUAGGAGCAACUAUGACUGUGAUUCUGGACCUGCCUUAUGGAUAUUCCGUGUGGAUCUCAUCAGCUGUGGCCAUCGUCUACACUUUAUUAGGAGGCCUUUACUCAGUGGCCUACACUGACGUCAUCCAGCUGUCUCUGGCAUUUCUCAGUUUGUGGUUGUGUGUCCCCUUCCUUAUGGUUAACAACACAUCUGUAAGCAUCACUGAGACUGCUUUCAACCACACGUUCCAAGAGCCUUGGGUCGGUUCUCUGGAGCUGGACAGCGUCUGGAGGUGGAUUGAUGACUUCUUAAUGCUGGGUCUUGGCAGUGUUGCAUUUCAGACUUUCCACCAGAGGACGCUGUCUGCCUCCUCAUCACUAACAGCCCAGUGGACCUGCUAUGCUGCCGCUGUCAUCAUUGCCAUCCUGGGGAUCCCUCCUGUCCUGGUCGGGGCAGUCGCCGCUUCCACUGACUGGAACUUGACACAGUAUGGUUUGCCACCUCCAUAUGUACGUGGUGAGCAUACUUUGGUUCUGCCUCUGACCCUGCAGUACCUCACUCCCUCGUACAUCUCCAUUAUUGGAAUCGGAGCUGUGGCUGCUGCUGUCAUGUCGUCUACAGACUCUGGACUGUUGUCUGCAACGUCUAUUUUCUCUUCAAACAUCUACAAGAACAUCCUGCGCCAAAAGGCUUCAGACUUUGAGAUGCAGUGGGUGAUUCGGGUCGCAGUGGUGGUGGUGGGUCUGGUUGGGACUUCCAUAACGUUCUACACCAAGAGCACUCUGGUCCUCUGGAUUCUCGGAGCAGACGUUUCCUACACUCUCAUAUUCCCACAUCUGGUUUCCGUACUCUUCUUUAAAUUUACAAAUAGUUAUGGAGCCACAGUGGGUUACAUUGUGGGGCUGACUGUGAGGGUUUUGGUGGGAGAAAGAGCCAUAGGGCUUCCUGUUUUUCUUCAGCUUCCUGGUUGUACGUUGGAAGACGGUGUCUAUGUCCAAAAGUCUCCCGUCAGGACAGUGUGCAUGCUCUGCACCUUGGCAACCGUUAGUUUUUCCUGGUUGGCUGAUUUAAUGUUCAAUCACGGUCUGCUGCCUGAGAAAUGGGACAUUUUUAAAGUGAAACGCGGUGUUACUGGUGCUGUAACAUCGGCAGAUGGCGUUGCACUGAAUCACAACGAUGAAGCUGGAAGUGACGGUGAUUGUGACGAGAACGAACAUGGAGUUCCCUUACAGCCAAUUUUGCAAACAGAAAAUUAGCUGCUGUAGUUACCUUUAUUUACCUUUUGUUGAGCACUCUAACUGCAUAUGUAUAUAUAUAUAUAUGUCAGGGUAGAGACUGCGAUUUGGUAGAGUUGGAGUUUCUACCAGUAGAGAUUGCGAUUGGAGUCUCUACCAGUAGAGAUUGCGAUUGAAGUCUCUACCAGUAGAGACUGCGAUCGCAAUCUCUACCAGUAGAAACUCCAAUCCUACCAGUAGAGAUUUGUCAGGGCUAAGGUUAGACUUUUAAGGUUAGGGUCAGGGGUCAGGGCAGGGGUCAGAUUUAAAGUUAAAUCUCUACUGGUAGGAUUGGAAUUUCUACUGGUAGAGAUUACAAUCGCAGUCUCUACUGGUAGAGACUCCAAUCGCAAUCUCUACUGGUAGAGACUCCAAUCGCAGUCUCUACUGGUAGAAACUCCAACUCUACCAAAUCGCAGUCUCUACCCUGACAUAUA